GCGCCGGCUGAGCCGCGGCGCGGGAGUGCUCGGCUUAGCGGCGCUCGCACCGGGAGAGCGCCUCGGGAUCGCUUUGUGGCCGGCCGUGCCCCUGCCAGCCCCGAGUGCCCCGGCCGGAGCGCAGAGGAGGGGGCGCGCCCGCCAGCCUCCCGCCGCCCUCCCCCAGCCCGGGGAAGAAUGUGCCACCAGCUGUUCCCCGCUCGCGAGCGCUGCGCGCAGGAGUGAGGGAACUUGGAGGAAGGAGAGACAAAGGCUGCAGUUGGGACGGAUGAGUUAGAGACUGGGGUUUGGGCAAACAAAAGGUGAGAAGGAGGAGGAGGCAUCGGGCGAUGGCAGCGGGGCGGCCCCGCGGGCUCGCGUUCCCGGGGCCCGCGCCGUGACACGCGUGGUUCCCCGGACCUGGCGCCGCGCUGCCUCCCGCGAGCUGGGAGCCGGACCAGCGAGUUGCGGGGGCUCCGGAACAAUGGACAACUUCUUCCCCGAGGGAACACGGGUCUGGCUGAGAGAAAAUGGCCAGCAUUUUCCAAGUACUGUAAAUUCCUGUGCAGAAGGCGUCGUCGUCUUCCGGACGGACUAUGGUCAGGUAUUCACUUACAAGCAGAGCACGAUUACCCACCAGAAGGUGACUGCCAUGCACGCCACAGACGAGGAGGGCGUGGACAACAUGGCCUCCCUGACAGAGCUGCAUGGUGGCUCCAUCAUGUAUAACUUAUUCCAGAGAUACAAGAGAAAUCAAAUCUAUACCUACAUCGGCUCCAUCAUCGCCUCGGUGAACCCCUACCAGCCCAUCGCGGGGCUGUACGAGCGCGCCACCAUGGAGCGCUACAGCCGGCGCCACCUGGGCGAGCUGCCCCCGCACAUCUUCGCCGUGGCCAACGAGUGCUACCGCUGCCUGUGGAAGCGCCACGACAACCAGUGCGUCCUCAUCAGUGGUGAAAGUGGGGCAGGCAAAACCGAAAGCACUAAACUGAUCCUCAAGUUUCUCUCGGUCAUCAGUCAACAGUCUUUGGAAUUGUCCCUAAAGGAGAAGACGUCCUGUGUUGAACAAGCUAUUCUUGAGAGCAGCCCCGUCAUGGAAGCCUUCGGCAACGCGAAGACGGUGUACAACAACAACUCCAGUCGCUUCGGGAAGUUCGUUCAGCUGAACAUCUGUCAGAAGGGAAACAUCCAGGGCGGGAAGAUCGUAGAUUAUUUAUUAGAGAAAAACCGAGUAGUAAGACAAAAUCCUGGGGAAAGGAAUUAUCACAUAUUUUAUGCACUGCUGGCAGGGCUGAAACAUGAAGAGAAAGAAGAAUUUUAUUUAUCUGUGCCAGAAAACUACCACUACUUGAAUCAAUCUGGGUGUAUAGAAGACAAGACAAUCAGUGACCAGGAAUCCUUUAGGGAUGUUAUUACGGCAAUGGAAGUGAUGCAGUUCAGCAAGGAGGAGGUGCGGGAGGUUUUGAGGCUGCUGGCUGGCAUACUGCAUCUUGGGAACAUAGAAUUCAUCACUGCUGGAGGGGCACAGGUUUCCUUCAAAACAGCUUUGGGCAGGUCUGCGGAGUUACUCGGGCUGGACCCAGCGCGGCUCACAGAUGCUCUGACCCAGAGAUCGAUGUUCCUCAGGGGAGAAGAGAUCCUCACGCCCCUCAACAUUCAGCAGGCAGCAGACAGCAGAGACUCCUUGGCCAUGGCCCUGUACGCACGCUGCUUCGAGUGGGUGAUCAAGAAGAUCAACAGUCGGAUCAAAGGCAAAGAUGAUUUCAAGUCUAUCGGCAUCCUUGACAUCUUCGGAUUCGAGAACUUUGAGGUUAAUCACUUUGAACAGUUCAAUAUAAACUAUGCAAAUGAAAAACUUCAGGAAUACUUCAACAAGCAUAUUUUUUCAUUAGAACAACUAGAGUAUAGCCGGGAAGGAUUAGUGUGGGAAGAUAUUGACUGGAUAGACAAUGGAGAAUGCCUAGACUUGAUUGAGAAGAAACUUGGCCUCCUGGCCCUUAUCAAUGAAGAAAGCCACUUCCCUCAAGCCACAGACAGCACCUUAUUGGAGAAGCUACACAGUCAACAUGCUAAUAACCACUUUUAUGUGAAACCCAGAGUUGCAAUCAACAAUUUUGGAGUGAAACACUACGCUGGAGAGGUGCAGUAUGAUGUCCGAGGUAUCUUGGAAAAGAACAGAGAUACAUUUCGAGAUGACCUGCUCAACUUGCUAAGAGAAAGCCGAUUCGACUUCAUCUAUGACCUUUUUGAACACGUUUCAAGCCGCAACAACCAGGACACCUUGAAAUGUGGAAGCAAACAUCGGCGGCCCACGGUCAGCUCGCAGUUCAAGGACUCGCUGCAUUCCUUAAUGGCAACACUAAGCUCCUCUAAUCCUUUCUUUGUUCGCUGUAUCAAGCCAAACAUGCAGAAGAUGCCAGACCAGUUUGACCAGGCAGUCGUGCUAAACCAGCUGCGGUACUCAGGGAUGCUGGAGACCGUGAGAAUCCGCAAAGCUGGGUAUGCGGUCCGAAGACCCUUUCAGGAUUUUUACAAAAGGUAUAAAGUGCUGAUGCGGAACCUGGCCCUGCCCGAGGACGUCCGGGGGAAGUGCACGGCCCUGCUGCAGCUCUACGAUGCCUCCAACAGCGAGUGGCAGCUGGGGAAGACCAAGGUUCGAACCUUUUGUCUUCUUCGAGAAUCCUUGGAGCAGAAACUGAAACAGCGGGAGGAGGAGGUCACCCGCGCGAGCCUCAUUACCUCAGCAGCUAUUCUCGUUUUUUUUCUUUUCCUCUUCAGAAAGCAAUACCGAAAGGUCCUUUAUUGUGUGGUGAUCAUACAGAAGAAUUACAGAGCAUUCCUUCUGAGGAGGAGAUUUUUGCACCUGAAAAAAGCGGCCAUAGUUUUCCAGAAGCAACUCAGAGGUCAGAUUGGGCGCAGAGUUUACAGACAGCUGCUGGCAGAGAAACGAGAGCAGGAAGAAAAAAGGAGACGGGAGGAAGAAGAAAAAAAGAAACAGGAGGAAGAAAAAAGAGAAAGAGAGAGAUUGCAAAGAGAAGCGGAGCUCCGCGCCCAGCAGGAGGAAGCAGCCAGAAAGCAGCAAGAGCUGGAAGCCUUGCAGAGGAGGCGGAAGGAAGCGGAACUGACCCGCGAGCUGGAGAAGCAGAAGGAGAACAAGCAGGUGGAAGAGAUCCUGCGCCUGGAGAAGGAGAUCGAGGACCUGCAGCGCAUGAAGGAGCGGCAGGAGCUGUCGCUGACCGAGGCCUCCCUGCAGAAGCUGCAGCAGCUGCGGGACCAGGAGCUCCGCCGGCUGGAGGAGGACGCGUGCCGCGCCGCCCAGGAGUUCCUCGAGUCCCUCAACUUCGACGAGAUCGACGAGUGCGUGCGCAACAUCGAGCGCUCACUGUCGGUGGGCAGCGAGUUUUCGGGCGCGCUGGGCAAGCUGGCCGGCAGCGCGUGCGGGGACAAGCCCACCUUCAACUUCAGCCAGCCCUACCCGGAGGAGGAGGAGGUGGACGAGGGCUUCGAGGCCGACGACGACGCCUUCAAGGACUCCCCCAACCCCAGCGAGCACGGCCACUCGGACCAGCGCACCAGCGGCAUCCGGACCAGCGACGACUCGUCCGAGGAGGACCCGUACAUGAACGACACAGUGGUGGCCGCCAGCCCCAGCGCGGACGGCACGGUGCUCGCGGCCCCGGCGGCGCAUGACUCGGCCAGCCUGCACGACUCGUCCAGCGGCGGGGAGUCCACCUACUGCCUGCCCCAGGGCGCCGGCGACCUCCCCUCCCCCGACGGCGACUACGACUACGACCAGGACGACUACGAGGACGGCGCCAUCACCUCUGGCAGCAGCGUGACCUUCUCCAACUCCUACGGAAGCCAGUGGUCCCCUGACUACCGCUGCUCCGUGGGGACCUACAACAGUUCGGGCGCCUACCGGUUCAGCUCCGAGGGCGCGCAGUCCUCGUUUGAAGAUAGCGAAGAGGACUUUGAUUCGAGGUUUGAUACGGACGAUGAGCUUUCUUACCGGCGCGACUCUGUGUACAGCUGUGUCACGCUGCCGUACUUCCACAGCUUUCUGUACAUGAAAGGUGGCCUGAUGAACUCCUGGAAGCGCCGCUGGUGCGUCCUCAAGGACGAAACCUUCUUGUGGUUCCGCUCCAAGCAAGAGGCCCUCAAGCAAGGGUGGCUUCACAAAAAAGGCGGCGGCUCCUCCACGCUGUCCAGGAGAAACUGGAAGAGGCGCUGGUUUGUCCUCCGCCAGUCCAAGCUGAUGUACUUUGAGAACGACAGCGAGGAGAAGCUCAAGGGCACCUUAGAAGUUCGGACGGCCAAAGAGAUCAUAGACAACACCAGCAAGGAGAACGGGAUCGACAUCGUCAUGGCCGACAGGACCUUCCACCUGAUUGCGGAGUCUCCCGAAGAUGCCAGCCAGUGGUUCAGCGUGCUGAGUCAGGUCCACGCGUCCACGGACCAGGAGAUCCGGGAGAUGCACGACGAGCAGGCAAACCCCCAGAAUGCCGUGGGUACUUUGGACGUGGGGCUAAUUGAUUCCGUGUGCGCCUCCGACAGCCCCGACAGACCCAAUUCGUUCGUGAUCAUCACGGCCAACCGGGUGCUACACUGCAACGCGGACACGCCGGAGGAGAUGCACCACUGGAUCACGCUGCUGCAGAGGUCCAAGGGGGACACCAGGGUGGAGGGCCAGGAGUUUAUAGUGAGAGGAUGGUUGCACAAAGAAGUAAAGAACAGUCCAAAGAUGUCUUCCCUGAAACUGAAGAAACGGUGGUUUGUACUAACCCACAAUUCCCUGGAUUACUACAAGAGCUCAGAAAAGAACGCCCUGAAACUCGGCACCCUGGUCCUGAACAGCCUCUGCUCGGUCGUCCCCCCGGACGAGAAGAUAUUCAAAGAGACAGGUUAUUGGAACGUCACCGUGUACGGGCGCAAGCACUGCUACCGGCUCUACACCAAGCUGCUCAACGAGGCCACCAGGUGGUCCAGCGCCAUUCAAAAUGUGACCGACACCAAGGCUCCGAUCGACACCCCCACCCAGCAGCUGAUUCAAGACAUCAAGGAGAACUGCCUGAACUCGGACGUGGUGGAGCAGAUCUACAAGCGGAACCCCAUCCUCCGAUACACCCACCACCCGCUGCACUCCCCACUCCUGCCCCUGCCGUAUGGGGACAUCAACCUCAACUUGCUCAAAGACAAAGGCUACACAACCCUGCAGGAUGAAGCCAUCAAGAUAUUCAAUUCCCUCCAGCAGCUGGAGUCCAUGUCUGACCCUAUUCCAAUAAUCCAGGGCAUCCUACAGACGGGGCAUGACCUCCGACCUCUGCGAGAUGAGCUUUACUGCCAGCUCAUCAAACAGACCAACAAAGUGCCCCAUCCCGGCAGUGUGGGCAACCUGUACAGCUGGCAGAUCCUGACGUGCCUGAGCUGCACCUUUCUGCCAAGUCGGGGGAUUCUCAAGUAUCUCAAGUUUCACCUGAAAAGGAUACGGGAACAGUUUCCAGGAACCGAAAUGGAAAAAUAUGCCCUCUUCAUCUACGAAUCUCUCAAGAAAACCAAAUGCAGAGAGUUUGUGCCUUCCCGAGAUGAGAUAGAAGCUCUGAUCCACAGGCAGGAAAUGACAUCCACGGUGUAUUGCCAUGGCGGAGGCUCCUGCAAGAUCACCAUCAACUCCCACACCACGGCCGGGGAGGUGGUGGAGAAGCUGAUCCGGGGCCUCGCCAUGGAGGACAGCAGGAACAUGUUCGCCCUGUUUGAGUACAAUGGACACGUCGACAAGGCCAUUGAAAGCCGAACCAUUGUGGCUGAUGUUUUAGCAAAGUUUGAAAAGCUGGCGGCCACGUCAGAGGCGGGGGACCUGCCGUGGAAAUUCUACUUCAAACUCUACUGCUUCCUGGACACAGACAACGUGCCAAAAGACAGUGUAGAAUUCGCAUUUAUGUUUGAACAGGCCCACGAAGCUGUCAUCCACGGCCACCACCCGGCCCCUGAGGAGAACCUGCAGGUCCUCGCUGCCCUGCGGCUGCAGUACCUGCAGGGGGAUCACACCCCGCACGCCGCCAUGCCGCCUCUGGAGGACGUCUACUCCCUGCAGAGGCUCAAGGCCCGCGUCAGCCAGUCCACCAGAAGCUUCACGCCGUGCGAGCGGCUGGAGAAGAGGCGGACAAGCUUCCUGGAGGGGACCCUGCGGCGGAGCUUCCGGACGGGGUCGGCCGUGGGCCGGCAGAAGGCGGAGGAGGAGCAGAUGCUGGACAUGUGGAUUAAGGAGGAGGUCUCCUCUGCCCGAGCCAGUAUCGUCGACAAGUGGAAGAAAUUUCAGGGAAUGAACCAGGAAGAGGCCAUGGCCAAGUACAUGGCCUUGAUCAAGGAGUGGCCUGGCUACGGUUCGACGCUCUUCGAUGUGGAGUGCAAGGAAGGCGGCUUCCCCCAGGAACUCUGGCUGGGUGUCAGCGCGGACGCCGUCUCUGUCUACAAGCGUGGGGAGGGACGGCCGUUAGAAGUCUUCCAGUAUGAACACAUCCUGUCUUUCGGGGCGCCCCUGGCAAACACGUACAAGAUCGUGGUUGACGAGAGGGAGCUGCUCUUUGAAACCAGCGAGGUGGUGGACGUGGCCAAGCUCAUGAAGGCGUACAUCAGCAUGAUCGUGAAGAAGCGCUACAGCACCACGCGCUCCGCCAGCAGCCAGGGCAGCUCCAGGUGAAGGCAGGGGUGCGCCCAUGUGUCUUCGCUGUCUCAACGCGUCGCCCUCCGAUGGCUCUGCUGUGCCGCGCCCAGCCAGGGGCAGAGCUGCCCAGGCUUUCUGGCCAGGCCCCUGGUCGGAGGGAGGUGUCUCCCAGGGUCCUUUCGCCCUGCCAACUUCAGCGAUCCUGUAUUAAGCUGUCAACCUUAACAGUCUGCACAAUUUUCCAAAGCUUUACUACUCUCAUAGAUGACACAUGCCUUAAAAAAAGAAAGAGGGGGAGAACCACGCUGCCGCCAAAGCAGCCAGAAGUGCCUUAACUUGUGGAACCAAUACUAAUCCACCUUCGCUGUGCUACUGAAGGGACUGCUGCCCCCGCUUUGGGGGGACUUACAGAGCUUGGAAGGGGGGCGUUAUUCAUCUAUUAUGCACUAACCUCCCAGCCCGAUUUCCCUGAGUGUGAGGGAAGGUGAGGGAGUGGGGAGGGGGCCGAGAACACGAGGGGACAGUGUGUUUGAGUGGGAGUGCUGCUGGCAGCCUUCCUGGCGGACGUGUAUUGACAUUUUUCUUUGUUUCAUCUUUUAAGUGUACGUGCUUGCCUGUGCGUGCAUGUGUUCAUAAACUCAACACUUUAAUCAUGGUUUCAUGAGCAUUAAAAAGCAAAGGGAAAAAGGAUGUGCAAUGGUGUAAACAGUCUGUCUGUAUAUUUUUAAUAGCGCCAGAGUUAAGAGUCUCGGUUGUUACUUUAUAAGGUGGUUUUAUUAACAACCCGGAAUCCUGGAUUUUCCUGUCUUUGCUGUAUUUCGAAAAACAUAUUUUGACUCAUACUUUUGUUUUACAUGUAGCAAAGUCUGCGAUCUGUGUCUGCUGUAUGAUAAACAGAUAUGUGGCCUACAAUAUAAACUGUAUUUAUAAACCACUCUUCAACACCUGGCUCCAGUGCUGUUUUUAGACGAAUAAUGAAGUCAUGUUGGAGUCUUUCAUGUCUGAAAGAUUUAAGUUAAAAACAAAAAUGUUUCUUCGAAGGUUAGCUUGUAUCAUCACCCUGGAUGGGUUACAGAUAUAACCAUGUUGACUAUGGGGAAAGAUGCUUCAUUCCUGAAAGGUAUAACAUGCGAGCAAAUCUUUAAAGGACCCUGACAUUAAAUGCUGAGGCUUUAAUACAAUACACACAUAUUUUAUUCCAGGUUUAUAAUGGUGGUCUGAAUAAGACACCUGUAAAUAAGUCAGCAUUUAUGACCAGAAGAAGAAGAACCUGGUCUUGGACUUUUAUUUUUAUAUGGAAAGUUGUAAAGACUUGGGCCAACUAAGUCUACCCACAAAGAAAAAAAGAAAUCUGCCUUAUAUCCCUUAUGCACAACCAUGGGAAAUUGUUGGCUCACAGAAAGUCUGGCAAUAAAUGAUAUUAGCUAACA
This is a messenger RNA of Microcebus murinus (gray mouse lemur), 8070 nucleotides long. The record is from RefSeq and is a predicted model, not a curated record. NCBI's taxonomy places the organism in Eukaryota, Metazoa, Chordata, Mammalia, Primates, Cheirogaleidae.